Kwoniella botswanensis is the source of this 753-nucleotide messenger RNA. RefSeq names its product hydroxyacylglutathione hydrolase. Lineage: Eukaryota; Fungi; Basidiomycota; Tremellomycetes; Tremellales; Cryptococcaceae. The record is from RefSeq and is a predicted model, not a curated record. Bases 1 to 753 code for a protein of 250 amino acids. The transcript has 7 exons. Gene Ontology annotation, molecular function: hydroxyacylglutathione hydrolase activity.
AUGAAAGUCAUUCCUAUCCAAGCACGAUCCGAUAAUUGGAUGUACCUCCUUAUCGAUUCGUCCAAGCAGGCUGCCGUGGUCGAUCCAUACGAUGCUGGCAAGAUAUCCACCGCGGCUAAAGAGCAUGGUGUGGAAGUGACGAGUCUGAUCACGACUCAUCAUCAUAAUGAUCAUUCCGGUGGAAAUUCGAAAUUCCUCUCCCUCCAUCCUGGCCUCAAAGCCUAUGCAGGAUCAAAUCAGAGUCCUGGAACGAACGUAUUAGUGAAAGAGGGAGAUACGUUCAAGAUAGGACAAGAUAUCGAUGUCAAAUGCUAUCAUACACCUUGUCAUACUCAGGAUUCGAUCUGUUUUUAUGUGGAGGAUAAGAAAACUGGCGAGAAAGGUGUAUUCACCGGCGAUACACUGUUCUUAGCUGGAUGUGGACGAUUUUUCGAAGGUACCCCCGAAGAGAUGCAUGCUGCACUAACCAAACUAUCCAAAUUACCUGACGAUACAUUAGUAUUCAACGGUCAUGAGUAUACCAAAGGAAGCGCAAAGUUUGGAUUGACCGUCGAACCUGAUAAUGAAGCUUUGAAAGGAUUGUUGAAGAAGGCUGAGAACGAUAAUUGCACCACUGGUAAAUCGACUAUUGGAGAUGAGAAGGGAUGGAAUGUAUUUAUGAGACUUGAUAGACCCGAAGCACGGAAAGCUACGGGUGAAUCUGAUCCGGUGAAGAUAAUGGGUAAAUUGAGAGAGAUGAAGAAUGCCAUGUGA